AUGGGAGGAUCUGCUGUCUACCUGCUGGCUGUGUUUGCAUUCAGCUUAUCAGCCCUGUCUCACUGCCAGCCGCUAUGCACGUUGAUCACCCCAGGUGUCCUGCGUGUGGAAAGUGAAGAGAUGGUGAUUGUGGAAGCUCAUGGCCACCAUAGCCCGAUCGAGGCGAGAAUCACCGUGUACGACUUCCCACAGAAGAAGAGAGUCUUGGUUUCGACCACAGUCAGCCUGAACCCUGGAAAUGGCAUGAUGAACUCUGCCAAAAUUAAGGUUCCUGCUCAGCUACUGCCAAAAGAUGCCCAGAAGAAGGAAUAUGUCUACAUCGAAGCCAAGAGCAGCCUGUUCAUCUUAGAGAAGGUGGUUCUGCUUUCAUUCCACAGUGGCUACAUCUUCAUCCAGACGGAUAAGACCAUCUACACACCUGGGUCUACAGUGAAGUACCGGCUUUUCACUGUGGGUCACAUGUUGGACCCCAACUUAAAGGUGGUUUCUAUGGAGCUCAUGAAUCCAGAUGGGAUUAUUGUAGAGAAGAACAUGGUGUCCUCGAUGGACCAAGGCGGCAUUGUCUCCAGGAGCUACAAGAUCCCUGAUAUCGUGAACAGCGGAGUGUGGAAGAUUGUCUCCAAGUAUGAGCAUGCCCCUCAGGAGGCCUUCACCGCGGAGUUUGAAGUCAAGGAAUACGUGCUGCCUAGUUUCGAAGUGACGCUGGAGCCUUCUCAGAAGUUCUUCCUCAUUGACCAGAAUGAGCUUAGUAUCGACAUUACAGCCAAGUUCCUGUAUGGAAAGCCAGUUCAAGGCCAAGCCUAUGCGCUCUUUGGAGUGAUGGUGGAUAAUGAGAAAAGGAGCAUCGUGAACUCACUCAACAAAGUCCUGAUCAAGGAUGGCAAAGGCUGUGCUAAGCUAACCAAAGAAAUGUUGCAUAGCAGGUUCCCCAACCCCAGCGAGCUUCUCGGCCACUCAAUCUAUGUGACAGUGACAGUGCUGACAGACACCGGGAGUGACAUGGUGGAGGCUGAGAAAUCCGGGAUCCGCAUUGUGACCUCCCCCUACAAAAUCCUCUUCUCCAGAUCUGCUACGUACUUCAAACCCGGGCUGCCCUUUAACCUGGUGGUCUCCGUGGUGAAUGCAGACGGUUCCCCUGCCCCCCAGGUCCCCGUGCGCAGCGGAACAGGCACCAGCGGUUUGACACAGGCUGAUGGGACAGUGCAGCUAGCGAUCAACACCCCAGCAGAUGCAUCUCUGCUCUCAGUGAAGGUGGAAACUGUGGUUGCCAACCUCCAGCAGAAGCAUCAGAGCUCGGCAGUCUGGGCCAUGGUAGCCUACGGGUCGCAAGGGGGCUCGAGGAACUACCUGCACAUCUCAGUGCCAGCCACUCAGCUCCAGCCGGGGAACGCUCUGCCUGUGAGCUUCAGCUUGCGGAACAGUAACGCUGACGUUCAGAGGCAGAUCCACUAUUUCACCUACCUGAUCCUGAACAAAGGGAAGAUUGUCCGGGCUGGAAGACAAGCCAGGCAGGCGGGACAAACGCUGGUGACCAUGUUCCUGCCCAUUACUCCAGACCUCAUCCCUUCUUUCCGCAUCGUGGCUUACUAUCAAGUAGGGCAGAAGGAGAUCGUGGCAGACUCGGUCUGGUUGGACGUCCAGGACUCCUGUAUGGGAACGCUGAAGGUAACAGGCGCAACGGAGCAAGACAAUGAUGUCCAGGUGCCAGGUGGGAAGAUGAAUCUCCAAGUGAAGGGAGAUCCCGGAGCCAGGGUCGGGCUGGUGGCUGUGGAUAAAGCUGUGUAUGUGUUAAACAGGAAAUAUAAGUUCUCCCAAGCCAAGAUCUGGGACACAGUGGAGAAGAGCGACAUCGGCUGCACGCCCGGCAGCGGCAAGGACCACGUGGGGGUGUUUGCGGACGCUGGGCUGCUGCUUCAGACCAACGUUGGCAUUGAGACACCCCAGCGGGCAGAGUCCCGCUGCUCCCAGCCCACUCGGCUUCGGCGCUCACCCCUGAUGUCGAAGAGAAAAGCUGCCAAAGCGAGGCAAUAUCCAAGCCAACGCCUGCGGAAGUGCUGCCAAGACGGCAUGCAAGAGAACCCCAUGGGCUACUCCUGCGACCGACGAGCCAAGUACGUGCUGGAGGGUGGAGAGUGCGUCCAAGCCUUUCUCGACUGCUGCAAACACAUCUUCGACUGCUGCGAGCACACCUUCAAGAGGCCCCCCGUGUUUCACAAGCAGUUCCUGUUAGAGGACGGGGAGUACCUGGCGGAUGAGGACAUCGUCUCCAGGAGCCAGUUUGCCGAGAGCUGGCUCUGGCAAAUGGAGCUGCUGCCGCAGGAGGCCGAUCCGGACGGGCUGGCUUCCAGAACGGUGCUGGUGUACCUGGAGGACUCCAUCACCACCUGGGAGGUGCAGGCCGUGAGCCUCUCCGGGACAAAAGGGAUCUGCGUGGCCAACCCUUAUGAAAUAACAGUGAUGAAGCAGUUCUUCAUUGAUCUCCGGCUGCCCUACUCCGUGGUGCGGAACGAGCAGGUGGCCAUCCGGGCCGUGCUGUACAACUACGCGCCCCGGGCUCUCCAGAUCCGGGUGGAGCUCAUGUACAACGAGAAGAUCUGCAGCUCCAGCAGGCGCGACAGCCGGUUCCAGCAAGAGCUGAUGAUCCAAGCCGGAGCCUCUCGAGCCGUCUCCUACGUGAUCAUCCCCCUGGAGCUGGAGGAGGUGGAGAUCGAGGUGAGAGCGGCUGUCCAUGGGCUCCCCAUCGCAGAUGGAGUGAAGAAGAAGCUCAGGGUGGUGCCUGAGGGCAUGAAAAUAUUUAAGAACAUCAUGAGCAUCCUGCUGGAUCCUGCUGCCCGCGGCUCAGCCUCUGGGGAGCAGCUGGAGACAGUCGGGCCUGUGGACAUGAGUAAUGUGGUGCCCAACACCGAGCCAGUGACCUUCGUCAGCGUGAAGGGGGACAUCGUGGGCGACACAGUGGAGAACUCCAUCGACGGCGCCAACCUGAAGCACCUGAUCCAGGUCCCGGCGGGCUGCGGGGAACAGAACAUGAUCGGCAUGACCCCCGCUGUCAUCGCCACCCACUACCUGGACAGCAGCCGGCAAUGGGAGAGGCUCGGGGUGGAUCGCAGGGCGGAGGCCAUCAAGUUCAUCACUCGAGGGUACACCCAGCAGCUGGCUUACCGGAAAGCAGAUAACUCCUAUGCGGCCUUCACAAACAGACCAGCGAGCACCUGGCUGACGGCUUACGUGGUGAAGGUCUUUGCCCUGGCCUACGAACUGAUCGCUAUCGACCCCGAGGUGCUGUGCGGGGCUGUGAAGUGGCUGAUCCUGUACCAGCAGAAGCCUGAUGGGGCAUUCCAGGAGGAUGCCCCCGUGAUCCACGGGGAGAUGGUGGGAGGGUACCAAGGUUCAGAGCCGGAUGCUUCUCUGACAGCCUUUGUUGUCAUCGCUAUGGUGGAGGCCAGAGACAUUUGUCAGCAGUAUGUGAAGAGCUUGGGCAGAAGCAUCACGAAGGCUGGAGAUUACUUGACAAGGAGCGUGAAAGACUUGAAGAAACCCUACUCUGUGGCCAUCACGUCCUAUGCACUGGCGCUGCUGGGCCACGCCGAAGCAGGAGAGAGGCUCAUGGCAUUUUCCACAGGGGGAACACACUGGGCCGACCCCCAGUCUCGUCUCUACUCCAUCGAAUCCACCUCUUACGCCCUGCUGGCCUUGCUGAAGCAGAAGAAGUUGGAGCUGACAGGGCCCAUUGUCCGGUGGCUGACGGAGCAGCGGUACUACGGAGGAGGCUACGGCUCGACCCAGGCCACGAUCAUGGUCUUCCAGGCUCUGGCCCAGUAUCAGAUGGAUGUGUCAGAAACCAAGGACAUGGCCCUGGACGUUUCCAUUAACCUGCCGGGUCGGAGCAGGCCGCUGCUCUGGAGGAUCAACAGGGACAACGCCAUGGUGGCCCGGACAGAGCGGACCAAGCUGACCGAUGGCUUCACCAUCUCGGCCAAGGGACAUGGCAAAGGGACCCUGUCGGUGAUGAGGGUUUAUUACACGCCCUUGACGGAGGGGGCGGCAGCCUGUAAGAAGUUUGACUUUAGCGUCUCUGUGCAAAGGGCACCUGACGCCAAGAAGCCAGAAGGGGCCCUGGACUCUGUGUUCAUUCAGAUCUGCAUGCGGUUCCUGGGAGCGGUGGAUUCCACCAUGACCAUCCUGGACGUCUCCAUGCCCACCGGCUUCUCUCCGGACAUGGACGACUUGGAUAGGCUCACGAACCGUGUGGACAAAUACAUCUCCAAGUUUGAACUGGACACGGACCUGUCUGAGAGAGGCUCCCUCAUCCUCUAUCUAGACAAGGUGUCCAGCAAAGAGACGGAGUGUCUGAAGUUUAAAGCUCACCAGCACUUCGAAGUGGGUCUGAUCCAGCCGGCAGCUGUGACGGUGUACGAGUACUAUGCCCUCGAAAACCGCUGCACAAAAUUUUACCACCCAACCCAAGAGAGCGGCUUGCUGAAGGUGCUGUGUGAGGAGGAGGCCUGCCGUUGCAUGGAAGAGAAGUGCAGCCUGAUCAAGAAAUUUAAACACCCCCCUGCUGACAUCUCUGUCCGCAUCGAAGCAGCGUGCGAAGCUGGGGUGGAUUACGUCUAUAAAGCUCAGCUGGUGAAGGUACAGCAGAACGGGAUGUACAAUUACUUCACCAUGAGGAUCGUGCAGGUCAUUAAGGAAGGGACAGAGCAAAGCAUUCAGGGGAAGACCCGUCGAUUUAUCAGCCCAGUGGCUUGCAAGGCGACCCUGAACCUGCUGGAGAACAGGAGCUACUUGAUCUGGGGCCUCAGCAGUGACCUGUGGGACGUGAAGACUGAGAUGGCGUACUUGCUCGGGAGCGGUUCCUGGAUUGAGCUGUGGCCAAACCCCCUGGAAUGCCAGCAGGGACAUUUCCAGGCCCUCUGCAAGGGGCUGGAGGUGUUUGCCCAACACAUGGUGACAAAUGGCUGCCCUUCAUAGACCAAGAAGAUAAGGACCCAGGAAUGUCAUCACCAGCUGUCCCCCUAUCUGUGGGGAGAUCUCCCUCAUAACCCCAUCUAUAGUGUAAACUGGAGUCACGGCAGACCCUCUAUACAUUUCACAGAAGCAGGGGUAGGACUCACACCCUUCUGCAUGCAGUCCCCUGCCUCUGGAUCUGCAGGAGAAUCUCCUUCAGCUGCUCAUAGCAUAGGGCUUGACACACAGCUAUGCAGUUCAA
Chelonoidis abingdonii (Abingdon island giant tortoise) is the source of this 5209-nucleotide messenger RNA. RefSeq names its product A.superbus venom factor 1-like. The record is from RefSeq and is a predicted model, not a curated record. Gene Ontology annotation, cellular component: extracellular region. Gene Ontology annotation, molecular function: endopeptidase inhibitor activity; protein binding. Gene Ontology annotation, biological process: complement activation; inflammatory response. NCBI's taxonomy places the organism in Eukaryota, Metazoa, Chordata, Testudines, Testudinidae.